This is a messenger RNA of Fusarium redolens, 696 nucleotides long. RefSeq lists its product as uncharacterized. The transcript has 4 exons. NCBI's taxonomy places the organism in Eukaryota, Fungi, Ascomycota, Sordariomycetes, Hypocreales, Nectriaceae. Bases 1 to 696 code for a protein of 231 amino acids. The record is from RefSeq and is a predicted model, not a curated record.
AUGCUUCUCUACCUAUAUGAAAUUGGACAGUAUACCUCUGCGGCGCCAAGCACGUUCUCCAGUCUUCGGCAGAACGAAGUGCUUUAUCGCAAAGUUAUGAGGCGCUCCGGACUUGGCAAGGGGAUUGAAGCAGAUGUGACAGGCUGUGACCCAAACAUCCUGGACACUAUCUCAAAGAUAUUCGACACACUCAUGGGAGAAGGAGGAUUGCCUCCGUCGUGGCAAACAUAUUUUCUAGAACUGGAGGGCCAACUUCGGAUGAGGAUCCUAGAACCACUAGAGUCAGACAUAGUACCGGGAACCACGUCUUGGAUGCACGCUGUCACGAUGCUACAUUGUCUCACAACAGUACUAUGGAUCAACCGUUCUGUUAGGGGUUAUUGCGGAACAGAGGCAACUCACCAAAAUCUAGUGACACAAGGGGUGACGAUCCUUGUCCAAAUGAAGACAUGCGAUCUGCCUUGGCCGUUAUUCAUCAUUGCUGGUGAAACGCGGAUAGAUGAACAACGACAGAUCAUACUAAGUAUCAUUCAUCGAACGCAGGAGGGGUCCAAAACAAACCACAUAAAUAUGGUUCGGGAGCUGAUAGAGACGUUGUGGAAUUACAAUGAUCUCGAUCCCGACGGGUUGCUAAGUUAUGACACUAAGCUACGCAGCAUCAUCCAAGCGUAUCCAUGGAUGCUGCCAUUUGUAUAG